Molecule: messenger RNA, 1797 nt
Organism: Radiomyces spectabilis
Lineage: Eukaryota; Fungi; Mucoromycota; Mucoromycetes; Mucorales; Radiomycetaceae
Exons: 2
Coding region: 1-1797 (598 amino acids)
Biological process (GO): cell differentiation; regulation of transcription by RNA polymerase II
Molecular function (GO): RNA polymerase II cis-regulatory region sequence-specific DNA binding; DNA-binding transcription factor activity, RNA polymerase II-specific
Source: RefSeq, a predicted model, not a curated record
AUGACCGUCGAUAAGGAAACCGCUUCAUUGACGAUCACCGCUGUGCAAGAUGAAAAGCCCGAACUUCAACCUCAGUCGACCUCAGCAGCUGUAAGGAAACGAACCCGAGCCACGGCCGAGCAAUUGGCCGUCCUUGAAGAUACCUUUGCCGUCAAUGUAUCUCCCAACAGUAAACUUCGCAAACAAUUGGCCGAACGACUCCAAAUGAGUGAGCGUUCGAUUCAAAUCUGGUUCCAGAAUAGAAGAGCCAAAGUCAAACAUAUGCAAAAACGUGCACAGAUGCAGAUGCAGCAAGCUUCUAUACGGGCGCAGCUUUACCAUUAUCAUCAACAACAAUACGGAAUGCAGCAGCAUUAUGGAGCUCCUUUGAUGCCUUUACAACCUUAUUCUCAUCAACAUCCUCAACAACAACAACAACAACAACCCUACUAUCACCCAUAUUCUGUAGCUCGCAUGCCAUUACCGCGCGCUCACAGUGUGGAUACAAUUCAGCAUCCACCUCAUCAAAGAGCCCAUGUUUCCUACGCUGCCUCUGUUCCUCCGGCACCCAUGCCUUCUUCCGCUUCACCCUCUUAUCACGUUACCCCUCAAUGGCCAGCCAGUCCUACCAUGUCUCGUCAAAGCAUGCCUGCCCACCCAUACCCGACACUCCAUAACCCGGAUUUCGCUCAAGUGGCCCCGUUUGUCGAAUUCCACGAUUACUUAAAUGGUCCAAUGUCACCUUCCCCAAGUCCCUUAAAUGAGCUUCAAUCCAAUGGUCUAAGCUACACAGCGCCCUCCUCCAUGCCUCCCUCCAUUACCGUCACAACUGGCCAAUUAACCGAUUCCUCGUCCAGUAUUUUAUCCACAUUGGUGCCCGUUCCAGAUGCAGGUCCCACCGCCAUGUUAGCUUCCCAGCAGCAACCGCAACCACAAACCGUUUAUCACGAAGGUCUCAAGAGUCCCGCACCCACCCCUCCCACAGGCAUGCCCUCCACUACCGUAUGGCCAUCACCUAAUGCAAAUUUGCAACGUGCUCAAUCUGUUACUGUUUCCACGGCAACCUCUAUGCCACCUGCACGUGCUCUAAGUGACCCAGUGUCCACCAUUGAUCCAUCCAGUCUGAUCAUGACUCCACCCUCCCAUGUUCUGUCCGAAGACGAAGAAGAACAUAAAUUGCAGGCAGCGAAUGAGAAACCUGAAGAGAUAGCGGUGAUGGCACCUGCGGCCGAAAACACCUUCUUUAAUGCUACUACCUUAACCAUUGGUACUUGGCAUCGUCUGAAAUUACGAGCGACCGAUUUGCUGUGUGUCUACCGCCCUCUGGAUCGCAUGCUUGCUUGGCAUAUUGCAGAUAACGGUUGCCAUUUCAAAAUGGAGAUCGCGCUGGACGCUGUGGCGAGCAUUGAAUACGUAGCGAAUGAAUCGGACGUCUUGGCCGAUGUGCACUUUGAUAUCAGCGAACCUCCAUUGUACUAUAUGGAAUCGCGGGAUGAAAAAACGGAUGUGCCGGUGUGGAUUCAGUGCAGCGAUUUCACCGAAGGCAAGCAAGCAUCACGAUAUUUCCGUCAUACGCUGAAAGGCGUUUCACAUGUCAUCAAAGAAGAAUUGAUCGCUUUGACCAGUAAGCAUGAAGAGACGCGCCGUCUCGUACGAUUUUUGGAACCGCAAAUCAUGGUGGCCCCUCAGCAACACCAUCAACCCGAACCUAUCAUGGCAUCCGCAGCGGCUAUGCAAUAUCUGGAUCCUAACUCGUAUUGGGCUACGGCUAUUCCCACCUUUGUGAACGAACCCACAGCACAAUACAUGUUUACCUAA